This is a messenger RNA of Haemonchus placei, 510 nucleotides long. The record is from the annotation of a GenBank genome assembly. NCBI's taxonomy places the organism in Eukaryota, Metazoa, Nematoda, Chromadorea, Rhabditida, Trichostrongylidae.
AUGAAGAACGUUUUCGUUCUGCUCAUCGUCAUUGCGUCAAUACAGACUUGUAUGUGUGACGAUAUGGCCGAUCAUCUGGGAGGUUAUAUGGGCCGUGGAUGUCGUAAAGGAGCACCUCAGCCACUUUUCUUGAAGAAUGCCACCAAAGAAGCGCGGAAGGAGUACAGUGCCAUUCUGAGGAAUCGAAAUACAACAAUCGCUGAGCAAAACAGCGAAAUAUGGGAUUGGGCAGUUAAAAAUGGCUUGCAGGUGAGUGGAAAUAGCGAGAACUUUGAACAAGUGGAAGAGUACAAUCGCAACAGAACGCUCAUAGAACAGGAACUCAAGCAAAACUUCACUGAGUUGAUUUCUGAUCUUCCGCAUAUCCUUUCAGAGUUUUUCAGUAUUAUUGGAAACGAAGCUCAGACAAGAACGGAAAUGAAAAUGGCACUUGGAGAUUUGAAGAUCCGAAACACGAAGGUAAGAUCACUUGAACAACAUCAUUCUGCUUGGAACCGGAGAUUUGCAUAG